UAUCUCUCCAAUCGGAACUACCUAAUCCGACUGGGAAGAGUCACCGAAAAAGAAAAUCUCCUCCAGUCGGAACUGCCAAAUCCGACAGGGAGGAGUCCUUUAAUUCCGCUUUUACGCACUCCCACCUCUUUUUUUCCUUAUAAAUACAUUCUAAAUUUUAUCAAUACUCAUUCUUACAUCAUUACUCAAUCUCAAUUUUAUCGAUCCCAAGCAAGAGUAUUGACUACCAAAUCAAACAUUUGGGAUCAGCCAAAUUUCCAGGAAUUUCAAAUGGACCAAAACAUUCCGCGCCCCAGGCCUGUUAACCGUUCACUACUCACGUUGCCACUGCGUGCCCAUCGUGCGGACCGUGUAUGGUAUGAACCAGAUUCCAAUGACUCGUGCUUGAAAUGUGUAAGUUGCCCUUCUCACGCAUUCGGAGAUGAAGAGCGAGAUCAAAGAGUGAUAGAUAUGUUAGCAUAUAUUGGCUUCUUGGGGGUAGAGCACAUUGCCCGUAUGAAGGUGGAUCAUAGUUUAAUAUGUGCUUUGGUGGAGAGAUGGAGGUCGGAGACACAUACUUCCCAUCUUCCAUUCGGUGAGGUCGGCAUUAGUCUACAGGAUGUGUCGAUCAUCCUUGGUUUGUCCAUUCGGGGUAUGCCCCUCAGUGGUCCAACCGUUAAGGGUAAGGCUCAGUGGAUCGACCUGUGCACGCAGUCGUGUGGUUUCACUCCUCUAGAGACUGAUAUACGCACGAGUGAUAUCACCAUGAGUGCUGUUACCCGUCACCCGAUCGUACCUAACAGUACAGACGAAGAGGUCACCCAACACACCAGGACCCUAAUAUGGCAAUUGCUUGGAGAGUUUUUGUUCCCUGACACGAGUGGGGCAAGAAUAAGAUUGUACUUUUUAGAGGUCUUGGCUGGUGACUUAGCUUUAGCCCGUCGAUGGAGUUGGGCAUCAACGGUUCUCGGCUACCUCUACCAUAACUUGUGCAACGGCGCCAAGUGGGAAACCAAACAAGUUGGCGGUUGUAUGCACUUGUUACAGAUUUGGGCUUGGUCGAGGAUUUCGAUGGUUCGUCCCUCAGUACUUCAGGUCAUGCAACACGACCAUCUUCCAUAUGGCUGCAGGUGGAUCGUUCCCAAGUCAUAUAAGGGAUCCCCAAGACACUGCAUACGCUAGUACCAGGGUGACCUAGACCGCAUGAGUGAGAGUCAGUUUUAUUUCACUCCCUACACGUCCGAGGAACUCCCACUUAUCAUCCUUUAGGACGCUCCACUUUGGUCGGCUAGGGUCAUGCUCAUAUUUUGCAAUAUGGCCGAAAUGCAUUACCCCGAUCGAUUUCUUUGGCAGCUCCAUAUAAGGCAAGAUACUACGGAUGCUCCUUUGGCGGGUACUGAUCAUCACGGAUAUUGUUCCAACAUAGUAAUCGGUGCCUUAGCGAUGUGAGCGGACAUACAACAUAAUAUAUACUUUCUUGAUUAUGAUCGACAUAUGUCUGUCGAAGCAACUAAGAGGUACCGAAAAUGGUACAAGAAGCAUGACAUGACACGUGUCCAGAACCCUUCUCACAAUGUGCCCACGACAGGCUACACCCCGACAUCACACGAUGGGGGUAUUGUGAAACAAGGCUUUUAUGAGGUGAAUCGGCUCUUAGCCGACCACGUGAGUCAUGAGGACUGUCAAAAACGACUACUGCAGAUGGCCCUGGACGUAGGUGAUGAAGAGAUGCUCCGCCGGGGCGUAUUCCAUUAUGAAGAUGAAGAUGAAGGUGGAAGUGACGAAGAGGAUGAUACAGAUGAACAUGAAGGCGGGGUGAGCACUCACAAUCGCCCCCUCAAUUCUCAACACAAGGUGUCUCAUUUGAUCAACCACCCCCUCAAUUCUCAACGCAUCAAGGUGUCUCAUUUGAUCAACCACCACCGUAUUAUGAUUCUUAUCAGUACUCCACACAAGAGGGUGAUUAUGUUGAUUCAUUUCUGGAUUCGUUGUUUUACUAUGGAGACACAACGGGGCCUUGGAACACUGGCGAUGGGAACGGAGCAGGGCCGAGCACACAACGUUAGAUAUAGUAUCAAAUUUAAUAUUGUAUGUGCUGUCUAUUCAUUAAUAAAUUACAUUGAAA
This is a messenger RNA of Cuscuta europaea, 2104 nucleotides long. The record is from the annotation of a GenBank genome assembly. Lineage: Eukaryota; Viridiplantae; Streptophyta; Magnoliopsida; Solanales; Convolvulaceae.